GAGGCCCAGACUUUAUUUGCAUUGGUCUUCUCUAUGGCAAGAGGCAUUCACGAGAUUUAUCUGAGCCCGUUUUACAGUUUACGAGCUCAGUUGUGGUAGUGGGCGUGACUUCCUAGUAAUAAUUUGUCGACCAUCCUGGCCAAAAAUCUCAAGUGACGCCCAGAUGAACGAUGAGCUACGUAACUUUGGCUGGUUGACUCGUUGAAUCCCACUUGUUUGUGCACGAUUUGUGGCGAAUCACUCCCGAUCUCAAGAACAUGUGUCAUGUCAGAGCUCAUUUUGAUUUGCUGUAAUUCUGCCCUUUUGACAUUGAACAAGCCCGAUAUGUGCAUGUGUGUAACGAGAGCACUAGUCUACUUACAAGGCACAUUGAUUUUCAUCACUUGAAUUGACCAUGUUGAUGCUUUGAAGCAGCAGUGAAAGGGUUGUUCCAAGUACGACGAAACAUGGAUCGAUGGAAACGAAGCUCUCUGGCUAUCGAGGGCAAUCGAGCCUCCCAAUAUCUGAACAAGAUCUUGUUCGGAGUGACGUCGAUGAAUAACAAUCACUCGCAUAAGCCUAAAACUGGCUUGGGUGGAGCUUGGGAGCUCUCCGAGAGUUUCAUCAAGGCCGACCUUCCCUCGUCACCUUCAACUCCUGUGCGCAGGAGAAUCCAUACCCCCAUUAAAGGCUGUCAAGAAAGGACCCGCAUCACGAGGCCCGUGUCCAUAAAUGGACCUAUCCUCAUUGACUACACGGAAAUCAGGCAAGAUGAGUCUCAAGGCUCCUCACUGGUCUCCAAUAAGUCUAAACUGGAGGCUUCUCCCAUCCCAACCUUGUCACCUCGGAUCAUGACCAGACGAUCCGAUUUGGCCCCCAAAUCCACAACCGGAUCGGGUCGUCCGGAAAUUCGAUAUCAGUCUCCAGCAUCCAAUGUCAGUCCGAACACCUUGAAGGUGUACAUGGCUGAUAGAACACAUCACAGCGUCAAAUAUUGCGAGAGCACCAAUGUGAAGGAAAUUAUUCAUGUUCUCACCAGUCGCUUGUGUAAAGGCCAGGGACAGUUUGAGCAUCUGUACGCCAUUCGGAUGGUCAAUCCGCAGACCGAGGAAAUCCGAUGGAUCCAUCAAGACACGCCCAUGCAUGAGGUCCAAGGGAUGACCGCUGACGAGGGUGGGUUGGUCAAUUGGCGAUUCGAGCUGCUCAUCCGAUACUUGCCCAGCGAUCUCUCGGAUCUGUAUGAAAAGGACAAGACCUCUUUCCAUUACUACUACGACCAAGUCAAAGCCGAGUAUCUGUCCAAGAAGCACGAUUCCCUGGAUUUGGACACGGCCAUUCAACUGGGUUGCUUGGAGAUUCGGAAAUUCUUCAAUUACAUGCCACAUGUGGCGUUGGACAAGAAGUCCAAUUUCGACCACCUUGAGAGAGAAAAUGGCCUCUCGCGAUUUCUGCCCCAGAGCAUCCUGGCCAAUAACAAGCCCAAAGCCAUUCGCAAACUCAUCUACCAACAUUUCAAGAAGUUCGAUGGACUGGCCGAGCGUGAAUGCAUGUUCAAAUUCCUGGAUCUUCUCAAGCCCGUCUAUAAAUUUGACCAAGAACAAUUUCGAUGCGCCUUAGGGGCCGGAUGGUCGAUUCCCGUGGAUAUCGUUAUCGGACCUCAUCUUGGGAUCUCCUACAUGACGGAAAGAGCCAAUCCCACCCACCACAUGGCUGACUUCAACCACAUCCAAUCCAUCCAGACCCUUUUGAACGAUGGCAAGGCCAACCUCCAAUUUCGUGUGGCGGGAUCCAAUGAUCUUCUCACCUUCACUUGUCCAACUUUGGCGGAUGCCGAGAAUAUGGCGGAUCUCGUGGACGGCUAUUGUCGACUUGUCAACGAUUCUAAGACCUCCAUUUGGAACCGAAAAGUCUGGGUUGUGACGCAUCAAGAGCAUUUUUCUUCCGCUAACGCUUCAUUAACCUCGCUCUAUGAAUCUCACAAGUUCGCUUGUUCUUCGCCAACAAAGGCUCAUUCUCAGCCUCCACAGUCUUUAAUGAUUGCCACAGAUUCCUCCAAUUAUAUUCAAGUUCGGCCCAGCGCCUUUUGCUUUGAAGAUGAAAACAACACGUUGCCAUCGUCUGGCAAUGGAGGAGGUGGGCGAUUGGCCUCACGAUCCAACAGUCCUGGAAUUUCCGGACGUACCAUUCUGACCGAGGACUACGCCGAGAUUGUCGACGAGGAAGGCGACUAUUCGAGUCCAACGCGAGAUUUCGAGCUGGAUCGAUCACGGGUGGAGUUGUUGGAUACCAUUGGCGAGGGCCAAUUCGGGGAUGUGCACAAAGGCAGCUAUUUGCAGAUGGAUAGCUCUCGCAUUCCGAUCGCUGUGAAGACGUGCAAAGUGGAGGGCGACCAAGUCAUGAUGGACAAGUUUUGGCAAGAGGCUUGCAUUAUGAAGCAAUUCGACCACCCUCAUAUCAUCAAGUUCUAUGGGAUCUGCUCGGAUUCGCCCAUUUGGAUCAUCAUGGAAUGGGCCCGAUUCGGCGAGCUCCGGGCGUAUCUUCAGAAUAAUACGAACCAACUCGAUCUCCUCACUCUCGUCACUUAUGCCUUCCAAUUGUCAACCGCCUUGUCAUAUUUGGAGUCGAAGAAUUUCGUCCAUCGAGAUAUUGCCGCGCGCAAUGUUUUAGUUUAUUCCCGAGAAUGCGUCAAAUUGGCGGACUUCGGGCUUUCCCGCGGGAUUCAGGAUAACUCCUACUACAAAGCAUCGAAAGGCAAGCUUCCCAUCAAAUGGAUGGCCCCCGAGAGCAUCAAUUUCCGCCGAUUCACCACGGCUAGCGAUGUGUGGAUGUUCGGCGUGUGUGUCUGGGAGAUCCUCAAGUUGGGUGUGAAACCAUUUCAAGGGGUGAAAAACUCGGAUGUGAUCGGGAAACUUGAGAAUGGCGAACGGUUACCCAUGCCCACGGGUUGUCCACCCAAGUUGUUCGCUAUCAUGGCUCAAUGUUGGGUUUACGAGCCGGAGAAGAGGCCCACUUUUCAGACGCUGAAACAGGUUCUCAAAGACACCAUUGAAGAGGAAAAAGUCGCCAAAGAAGAGAUGGAGGAGAGAAAGAUGGGCCGAGGUUUUGACGAGUCAAGCCCUAGUUCAAGAAUGAGUCCGGGCUCGCACCGGUUCGUGGCAGGACGGCCUCCAACCCAACGAGGCGUUCCCUCUCCCUAUCCCUUAAGGCACAUCCCUCCUAGAACUUUCCCCAAUGGCUCCGUUGCCACUCAACAACAGGUAAUUAAUGCCGCUCCACUACCGUCGAUGUCUUCUUCUCCACCAAUGUCCUAUCUGGUGGCCAAGAAUCCCGAGGUUCUCUCUCGACUCAUGCGUGAGAAUCAAUCCCGACUAAUCAACCCAGCUAAUUACACCACUCCUGCUAACGCGUUCAACGUACUAACCGUGGCGUUUGACAAGGCCAAUCCGAACAUGCGACAUACGACAGCUAGCACCGGAGCAUUGAGCACGUCGUGCCCUAAUUCGGCUAACACGACUUUGGCACGGCCGCAGACGCAAUCUCCACGACCUCGACGAAGACACCCAUCCUUGACGAGUGGGAUCAAUGGUCGAACCGCAACGGGUGGUGGUCAGGUGGGCAAUUGUUCCCGUGACAUGUCAGACGACGAUACCCUUGGUCUUUCGGUGGCCGCUCUCCGUCAGAAGGAGAUGGAAGCCCGCGAGUUGGAGGAACGCCUGAGGAGGCAACACAUUCAAUCGGAAGAGGAUGCCAAGUGGCUCCAGCAAGAGGAACAAAAUCUCAAAAAGCGGCUCUCGACCACCGGAUCUUUUGGCUCCGAGCAAUCAGAUUCCUCCUCGUCCUGCGAUCCCAGUCAUCACCAUCAAUUCCUCCAUCAACCUCAACAUGUCUCUCCGGCCAACCACUCAUCAUCAAGUAAGAAUGGUCUGGGGAAGCCGGAAAUCGGUCGUGUUUCCGGAGCGGGGAGUCUGGAGAAGGAUCGCUCUCGAAUGUCAAGUUCUUCCGGAAAUUCGACGGAAGAUCGACCUUUUGUUGUCAAGGAGAUCCGUCCCACACCCACGGCACCUUUGGACCGAACCAAUGACACCGUUUACGAAUCCACCACAGCCGUCGUUCGCGCCGUAAUGGCCCUGUCUCAAAACGUUCAGCAACGGAAGACAAGUUUAUACUUGGAUAACGUGAAACGGGUUGGUCUCGAAUUGCGACAUCUUCUAGCUGCAGUCGACCAUUUGGUCCCUGCAUUUCCGACGCCUUCACAUAAAAAGGUGGAAAUGGCUCACAAGGUCCUUUCGACAGACAUGAGCGAGUUGGUGAAUGCCAUGAAGCUGGUGGAGAAGUAUUGCGACACCACCGUUGAAGCAGAGUAUCGAAAGGGCAUGCUCUCGGCAGCUCAUGUGUUAGCCAUGAAUGCCAAGAAUCUCUUGGAUGUGGUGGACUCCAUCCGGAUCGAGUUUCCUAUCGUGAACGACCACAUUCUUCGAGGUGGCUCGGUGGCAGCCUCCAGUUCGAGUCCGGAGUCUUCGAAUGUCAGUUCAGCGGCUUCAAGCCUCGAAAAGAGGAGUGGUGGAGGCGGAGGUCAUGGCCAAGGUUAAUUCGGCUCAACGACCGACCUUCAAGGUUCAAUCUCGCGACAGGCUGUGACAUUUUUCUGCACUUUGC
Messenger RNA from Tigriopus californicus, 4635 nucleotides. RefSeq names its product focal adhesion kinase 1-like (gene Fak). Gene Ontology annotation, cellular component: focal adhesion; cytoskeleton. Gene Ontology annotation, biological process: signal complex assembly; protein phosphorylation. NCBI's taxonomy places the organism in Eukaryota, Metazoa, Arthropoda, Copepoda, Harpacticoida, Harpacticidae. The coding region runs from base 447 to 4568 and encodes 1373 amino acids. Gene Ontology annotation, molecular function: ATP binding; protein tyrosine kinase activity. The record is from RefSeq and is a predicted model, not a curated record. The transcript is spliced from 15 exons.